AUGUCUGAAUCUACUGCCUUGGACAGUUCACGCUCGAGCACGCUUAUUACCCUUCCUGCUGGCACCUCCUACAAUGGGGAGAGUUGUUUCGAUGUUCUCCAGGAGGAUGAAGAGGUGGUACCUGAUUGGUCACUUUGUGUGCACCCACAAGGAUGGGUUUAUUUCUUUAACCCUCUACUCAAAGUAGUAACAGAUCAAGACAUUCGAAAGCCUUCCGUUUUCGGAUUGACGAAGGAGAAUUGCCUCCAGUAUCCUCUAGAUGAACUGUCGGAUGGAAUGGAAGUACACCUUCACCUCCAAUCCUUGAUUGGGAACGGGAACACUUCUGUAUUCGGUCUUGCGGUGAAUCACGUCCAUUGUGUCGCGUCGUACGAUCUCCAGGAAAUUAAGAGCAAUAAUGCUUGCUUUCUUACUCCUAAGAGACUAAACAGAUGUCGUCGACUGUACUGGAACUAUCUAUGGAAUCACCCUGCACACGUACCAUCUCCAUCCAGAGCUAUUGAAGACGCUUCAGAAGCGUUGACUUGGUUCUACACAGAUAAUCUAAUAUCCGGCGCAAAGAGCACCGUUCCCUUCUCCAAAGUAGAAUGCGACGAGCUGUCCCGGAUCGUUCGAGAACUAACUGUCUCUUCCAAUGAUAGAUCUGUCUCAAAGACCGUCUUUCUUUCCUGGCUUCUUCGUGAAGUGUGCAGUUUUCGUGACGCGGAAGACUGGGGCCAGUAUACUCAGAAAGAUUUGAUCGCUCUCAGGCAGCGGAGAACAAACCCUCCUCAGACUGUACAUCUCCCGCCGCCCGUGGUUCUCUUCCUGCUGAAUUUCGUCAUUAAUGUGCUCUUCUUCGGAAUUCCCCAUACCUAUCGUGCUCAUGUUAAGGCGACCAGCGAAUAUCGUGGAAGACUCGCCAACGUCCAACAGAAUUGGGCAAAGUACAUUGAGCGGCUUGUACGAGAAUACUCGCAUUUUUUGCUCAUUUCCACUGUGCUUCUCUCAGCGACUGUUGGGUUCCUAGCGGUCCCAAACAUACCUGAAGGUGCUCAAGUAGCCGGAACUAUUUCUGCAUUGGCGUCACUGGGAAGUAUAAUUGUUGGCGUCUUCUCCAUCUGGAGACACCAAGCAAAUACCGCCACAGCAGAUUCUUUCACCUAUAUGCAUAAUGUUCAGCGUAGAUAUCUUGGGCUUUACGGACACGCGAUUCUUCUCAGUCUUCCUCCGACUCUUCUGGUUUGGGCUAUCCUGACCUUCAUCAUCUCGAUAGUUGUGUACGUGAUGCAUGGCAUUACCGAAGAUGGCACUUGGACGAGAGUAUCGGCCUGGGCGGUCUUUACCGUGUUUGUGAUCUUCGUCUUCAUAGUUUUUCUCGCUCUCUACACCUUCGCGAUCGUUUGGAAAGUCCGGAGAAGGUCUGCAGGGAUCCGGUACCGCAUCAGCUCGUUAUGGACCCAAGAGUCAAAAGCUAGAGGACAAGGAACGGAGGCUUGA
Molecule: messenger RNA, 1479 nt
Organism: Cyclocybe aegerita
Lineage: Eukaryota; Fungi; Basidiomycota; Agaricomycetes; Agaricales; Hemipholiotaceae
Source: the annotation of a GenBank genome assembly